Molecule: messenger RNA, 1373 nt
Organism: Raphanus sativus (radish)
Lineage: Eukaryota; Viridiplantae; Streptophyta; Magnoliopsida; Brassicales; Brassicaceae
Product: interactor of constitutive active ROPs 1-like
Exons: 3
Coding region: 253-1254 (333 amino acids)
Source: RefSeq, a predicted model, not a curated record
GAAGCUGUAUGUUGUCAUUGUGGGUCUUCUUCUGGUUUUAUGUCCUUGUUCCUAUUAUUAACUAACUCACAAUCAUCCAACGAAGCUCUUUAUCUUUCUUUCUUUUUUCCAUAUUUAAUUCACAUUUUUUCUAUUUCCAUAUUUUCUUUAAGUCACCUCCUGAAUUUCAACUUCAAAUCUUUUCAUAACUGCUUCAUUACCCCUUUGAGCUUCCUGCAACUUCUUACUUAAAUCCUCUGCAGAAAAUCAAAAAUGCCAAGACCAAGAGUUUCAGAGUUGUCUCAGGGGCAGGCUCCGAGGCUGAGGACUUCCUCCUCUACGUCUAACUCUAACUCGAAUCAUCCCAACCGUCUGCUCACUACUGACCGGAGUUCUAAGCUAGGUGCUGACCGUAAAUCUCCUAGAAGCGGUGGUGGUGGGCCUCCUCCGCUUGGUCAGAAGAAACUUGGGGGCCGAAUAUCGGAUCUAGAGUCGCAGUUAGGGCAAGCACAAGAGGAGCUGAGACUGCUCAAAGAGCAGCUGGCUAAUGCUGAAGCUGUGAAGAAACAAGCUCAAGAUGAGCUUCAUCAUGAUAACAACCGUUCUACAAAAACAAACCCUCUGGAUGGAGCGGAGGGUUCUGUUUCUGAGGCAGAAGCAGUUGAUAGAGAUGAGAUCCCCGGUGAUGUGGAGAAAGAGACGGAUGUGUUUGAGGUUCCUGUUGCGGUAGUAAAAGAAGAAGGUGAGAAACUUGUUGUGAAGGAAGAUGAGAUCAAGAUGUUGAAAGCUAGACUGUAUGAUAUGGAGAAAGAACAGGAGUCACUAGGCAAAGAAAACGAGAGCUUAAAGAGUCAGUUAAGUGAUGCAGCUUCUGAGAUGUCUAAAGUGAAAGGUAACGAAGAUGAGAUGGCUUCAAAGGUGAGUCGGAUAGGAGAAGAGUUGGAACAAAGCAGAGCAAAGACAGCUCACCUAGAGGAGAAGCUUGAGUCCAUGGAAGAAGCAAAGGAAGGUUUGGAAGCUGAGAUGAAGAAGCUCAGAGUUCAAACCGAGCAGUGGAGGAAGGCGGCAGAUGCUGCAGCUGCUGUUCUCUCUGGAGAGUCUGAGACGAACAGUCAAGGACGGUCAGGGGCAGCAGGUGGUGGGUUGUUUGACCAGAGUGUGGUGGUUGGGUUCAUGGAUGAUGAUUCUGAUGAUGCAGUGGGGAGUAGUGGGAAGAGGAAGAGUUCAGGGAUGAAGAUGUUUGGUGACUUGUGGAAGAAGAAAGGGCACAAGUGAGAUUGCAAUGACUUAUGUUUUUUUGCUUACCAUUUGUAUUGUAUUAAUCUGGAGACUUUUGUAAGUUGGUUGGCUUCACGAGAAGCUAACUUUAUCAAAUUCAAAUCAUGUUUUGCACC